CCUAUUUACACAAUACUGGAAAGAAAUGGAAAGCUGACAGAUUGCGCAUGCGCGGUUCACGUCUCCUUCACUGUGCCCUCUCGCGCUGUGCAGUGCAGAAACACGGUCACGCACAUCGACACGUGACAUGUCUGAGAGAGCAAAGCAGAGUUCAAAUAAGGAGAGAAUGGAGAAGAAAGACACACAGGUGAAGGGAAGCAGUAAGCCCUGUGAACACUGUAAACCAAAGACCUGCGCAAACAUGGCCGUCCCCCCAGCAUAUGCUGACCUGGGCAAAUCCGCCAAGGAUAUCUUCAGCAAAGGCUAUGCGUUUGGAGCGAUUAAACUGGACCUGAAGACCAAGUCUCAGAAUGGAGUUGAGUUCUCCACUGGUGGCUCCAGUAAUACAGAUACUGGAAAAGCGGCUGGAAAUCUGGAGACCAAGUACAAAGUGCAGGAGCUGGGCUUGAGUUUGAACCAGAAGUGGAACACAGACAACGUUCUGACCUCCGAAGUGACUUUGGAAGAUCAGCUGGCCAAGGGUUUGAAGCUGGGCCUGGACACUUCUUUCGUGCCCAACACCGGGAAGAAGGGCGCUAAGCUGAAGACGGGUUAUAAACGUGACUACAUGAACGUGGGCUGUGAUUUAGAUUUUGACCUUUCCGGACCCACGAUCCACGCCGCAGCAGUUCUGGGUUAUGAAGGCUGGUUGGCUGGUUAUCAGAUGGCUUUUGAUACGGCCAAAUCCAGACUCGCCCAGAACAACUUUGCUUUGGGCUACAAGGCAGGAGAUUUCCAACUACAUACUAAUGUUAAUGAUGGGACAGAGUUUGGUGGCUCAAUCUAUCAGAAGGUAAACAGCCAGUUGGAAACCGCCGUGAAUCUGGCAUGGACCGCAGGCAGCAACAACACGCGUUUUGGCAUCGCUGCUAAAUACCAGCUGGACAAAGAUUCGUCCGUCUCUGCCAAAGUAAACAAUGCUAGUCUGGUUGGAGUAGGUUACACGCAGACCCUGCGGCCAGGUGUGAAACUCACUCUGUCUGCUCUGAUCGAUGGUAAAAACUUUAACGCCGGUGGGCACAAGGUGGGCAUGGGCUUCGAGCUUGAUGUGUAAAGAUGAAGAUGAGAGGCAGAGAAGACGACAGAAAGCUAACAGCACGAAUUUAGCAUUAGCAAAAUUUCCCCCAUAAUUCCUCC
Paramisgurnus dabryanus is the source of this 1176-nucleotide messenger RNA. It is a transcript of the gene vdac3, whose product is annotated as voltage-dependent anion channel 3. Lineage: Eukaryota; Metazoa; Chordata; Actinopteri; Cypriniformes; Cobitidae. The record is from RefSeq and is a predicted model, not a curated record. Gene Ontology annotation, biological process: monoatomic anion transmembrane transport. Gene Ontology annotation, cellular component: mitochondrial outer membrane. Gene Ontology annotation, molecular function: voltage-gated monoatomic anion channel activity.